UGCUACUCUUGUGCUGAUUUUUGACUUUCCCGCAAAAAAUGCCGUCAAGUCGAAAUAAAAAGAAAGCGUUAAAAGCCGAAGAAGGCGAUGCAGAUGAGGAUGUAUUAAGUGAAAAUAUUACCCCUACCACAAGCAAAUAUUUUCCGAAGACACCUACACAGUGGCUAUUUUUAAUGAACGAUGAAAUUACAAAGCAUGAUGGUAAUGUAGAGAACAAUCCUGUUGUCGCUGCUCUCAGACACCCCAAAACAGACAAGAAGGCCCUGUAUGUGUUCAGUCAGGCUGAUGGCAGUGUUCAUGAAUUGCUGCAUUUCCAGGAGGAAUGUCGAUCCUGGCUUAUAGAGCAAACAGUUCACUCAGAUGGCAGCCUGUAUGUGACGACCCAGGUGGAUCCGGUAUUCCUGGUUUUACCCUACCUAAUCAAGGCAGAACAGACGGGGAAAUUUAUUACGUUGGAGCAGAUUAUCAUUGACGAAGAUUUUCCAGAGUGUGAACGCCUCAUUACUGCAUGCAAGUCUCAGGAUUUACACCAUGUGUCUGAAGUUAAAGGAGAUGAUGACCUGAUGGCUUACAAGUACAGUCAGGAGAAAACACUGUCCUGGCUUAAGUUAAAGACAGAGAGGCUGAGCCGAAGCCUAUCUCAGAAGAAUAUCUGUGUAUCUGGAGCCAGGGCUGAAGAUCUCGUUCAUAGCAAGGCAAAUCAUGAGGAGUACCUGCGUUACGCUUUUGGAAUUGUGUCGGACUACCUUCCCGUCGACCUUGCUUCGAGACUGAGAGAACAUCUUGGAAUACCAGCUGUGAUUGAGAAGAGGCCUUCAGAUGCUGCCAAUCCACCAUCUAAGCGUAUCAAGCUUGAGGACAUUACACCAACUGAAGACUACAGCAAGAACGUUGUACUAGAAAAAAAGGACUCCAAGGGUAAACAGACAACAGCCCAGAAGAAGCUGGAGAAAACUGACAAGACGGGAAUGAGAAGUCUCACGGCAUUCUUCUCUCCCAAACCCAAGUCCUAGAACUGCACAUAUAGCAGGAGGCACAGUGAAGAGUUAAUCUCUUUACUUAUGCGGUAUAAAAGUGUAAGACUGAAGGGCUUGACAUUGGGCGGAAUGUUUAGAACAUUGUUAAAGUUAACAACGUGAUUUUGAACAACAUUGUCGUUAACUUUUAAACAUGAAAUUGAUGAUGAUGUGUUAAUAUAUUAAAUUUAAACAAGUACAGCUGACAUGUGUUCUUAGAUCUAGUUAGAAAUGCUGCAGUUCACAUGUGUAUUCUUUAAUACGAGGGCAGUACAGAUUUUUAAAGUGAACAAUCAUGACUUUAAUAUGGUUGUUAAUUUUAGCAAAGUUCUGAGCAACUUGACAUUGUGGUGCUUUACAAUUUUAUGAGUUGACUAUUUGUGAUUGAUUUAUUGUUGAGAGGGAUUAUAUUUUCUUGCCGUAUUUGUUUCAAAUGUUAAUUAAUAUAAUCUAUGAUAUGAAACUGUUGGAAUUUUACGAAGACUUUUGCUAGAAUAGUUUAGUUUUAAAGAGCAAAUUAGUACAUUAUUGUAAAGUGUUAACUAUUAAUUCAUUCAAGGCCACAACAGUAUAAUUUUAAUACCCCCAAAGGUUGGCAUAUUAAAAUCGCACCGUCCGUCCGUCUGUCCGUGUGUCCGGCUCAAUAACUCGUGUCCGGACUGUAACUUUCCCUUGUAUGGACAGAUUUUAAGAUAACUUGCCACACGUGUUCCACAUACCAAGAUGACGUGUCGCGUGCAAGACCCAUGUCCCUACCUCUAAGGUCAAGGUCAUACUUAGUGUUUAUUCACAAUGGAGUGCUGCAUAUAGGACAUAGAGUAUAAGUUGUCGUGUCUGUGCAGCAACUUUCCCUUGUAUGGACAGAUUUUAAAAUAACUCGCCACAUGUGUUCCACAUACCAAGACGACGUGUCGCAUGCAAGACCCGAGUCUCUACCUUUAAGGUCAAGGUCACACUUAGUUUUUAUUCACAAUGGAGUAUUGCAUAUAAGGACAUAGAGUAUAGGUUGUCGUGUCCGGGCUGUAACUUUCCCUUGUAUGGACAGAUUUUAAAAUAACUUGCCACAUGUGUUCCACAUACCAAGGCGACAUGUCGCGUGCAAGACCCGUGUCCCUACCUCUAAGGUCAAGGUCACACUUAGUGUUUAUUCACAAUGGAGUGCUGCAUUUAAGGACAUAGAGUAUAGGUUGUCGUGUCCGGGCUGUAACUUUCCCUUGUAUGGACAGAUUUUAAAAUAACUUGCCACAUGUGUUCCACAUACCAAGACGACGUGUCGCAUGCAAGACCCAUGUCCCUACCUCUAAGGUCAAGGUCACACUUAGUGUUUAUUCACAAUGGAGUGCUGCAUAUAAGGACAUAGAGUAUAGGUUGUCGUGUCCGUUCUGUAACUCUCCCUUGUAUGGACAGAUUUUAAAAUAACUUGCCACAUGUGUUCCACAUAACAAGAUGACGUGUCACAUGCAAGACCCAUGUCCCUAACUCUAAGGUCAAGGUCACACUUGGGUGUUUAUUCACAAUGGAAUGCUGCAUAUAUAAGGACAAAGAGUAUAGGUUGUCAUGUCCAGGCUGUAACUUUCUCUUGUAAUGACAGAUUUUAAAAUGACUUGCCACAUGUGUCCGGCAUACCAAGACGACAUGUCAAGUGCAAGACCCAUGUCCCUACCUCUAAGUUCAAGGUCACACUUUGUGUUUAUUCACAAUGGAAUGCUGCUUAUAAGGACAUAACAGUGUAGGUUGUCAAGUAUGGGUGGUAUUUUUUUAUGUUUAGAGGCAAUUUAAAAUAACUUGCCAUAUGUAUUUGACACGUGAAGGCAAGAUCAACUUUUCAUGUACUGACCUUGUUCAUAGGUCAAUGUCACAUUCGGGGGCAUUCGUCACAUACUGUGACAGCUCUUGUUUGUUCUUCGGAUUUUGACGGUAUUAAAGCAAUAAGAGCAAGUGAGCGAAAUAAAAAAAAAUCCAUCUUGUUUAAGAACAGUAGCUUUGAAUAUUUUUUGUACAUAUUUUUGUCAUAUAGAAUGAUAAUGUAUUGUAUUUUUUAUAAGUGUAACUUUAAGCAAAUUUCCCACAGAAUGUUCAUUUUAAAUAACUGUUUCAGUUUCUCAGGAAUGAAAUAAGAAUUAGAAUGGUAAAAUAGAAAUAGAAGGUUCGGUAAAUCCUUCGAACGAAGCAUUUAUUUGGUGUGGCAUUAUUUUUACUUUUUCGUAUCAGUGCUAGCUAUUUUUGCAUUAACAAGUUCAUUUCAAACUUGUCUGAUUUUCCAAGGAAGAGUAGUGGAGAUUUUGUAACAGCAUUGAUGACUGCAGUUAAUUGUUUGUGGUCUUCAAUUACUUAAACCUUUGCCAUUACUGAAACACAUUCAAGAUAUUCAUAUAAAACUUGAAACUCAUAUUGCCAUUGACAAUAAGCAAGCAAGGCCCAUAACUCUGGCUUUUAAUUGUUGAGUUGUUUCCCUUGUUUGACUGAAAGUAAAAUAACUGACAGUGUUUUUCCGCGGUGCUCUUGUUUAAUUUAAACAUAUUGUGUUCAAUAUUUAUAUCAACAAUCAGAUUGCAACAUUAUAUGUUUUACUAUCACAUGAUGGAUUAAAACGAAAGCAAAGCUUAUUCUACUUCUCUCAAAUAGCUCUUGUUUGAAGCGCUUUGACCCAUUGUUGUUAUUUAAUUCAAUGAUAAAAUGGUGUUAUUGCUAUUUGUUGUCUCAUAACUACAGUACAUUUCAGUUUGAUAUUUAUUCAGUCAGAUUGUUAAAAUGCAUAUAAAAAUAUCUUUUUACAAGAAUACUAAGAAAACUAUCAAGCCAUGAAUAAAAAUUUUAAUAGUUA
Messenger RNA from Mya arenaria, 3840 nucleotides. Its product is annotated as ribonuclease H2 subunit B-like. Gene Ontology annotation, biological process: RNA catabolic process; ribonucleotide metabolic process. Lineage: Eukaryota; Metazoa; Mollusca; Bivalvia; Myida; Myidae. The record is from RefSeq and is a predicted model, not a curated record. The transcript has 11 exons. The coding region runs from base 39 to 1013 and encodes 324 amino acids. Gene Ontology annotation, cellular component: ribonuclease H2 complex; nucleoplasm.